This is a messenger RNA of Closterium sp. Naga37s-1, 678 nucleotides long. NCBI's taxonomy places the organism in Eukaryota, Viridiplantae, Streptophyta, Zygnematophyceae, Desmidiales, Closteriaceae. The record is from the annotation of a GenBank genome assembly.
AUGAGGGCACGCGGGGCGCGGGGAAGCAGGGCGUGCGGGGCGCGCAGGGCAGCAGGGCGCAUGGCGCACGGGACAGGAGGGCGCGCGGGGCACAGGCGAGCAAGGAACGCGGGGCGCGCGGGUCAGCAGGGCGCACGGAGCGCGGGGCAGCAGGGCGCGCGGGGCGCGCAAGGCAGCAAGACGCACGGGGCGCGAGGCAACAGGGCGCGCGGGGCGCGUAGGGCACCAGGGCGCGCGGGGCGCAUUGGGCAGCAGGGCGCGCGGGGCGCGUGGCAGCAGGCCACGCGGGGAAAACGGGGCAGCAGGGCGCGCGGGGCACGAGGGAGCAGGGCGCGCGGUGCGCGCAGGGCAGCAGGACGCGUGGGGCGCGCAGGACAGCAGGGCGCCCGCGGCGCGCAGGGCAGCAGGGCGCGCGCGACGUGUGGGGCAGCAGGGACGCGUCGCUGCGCUGAGCAGCAGGGCGCGCGAGCGCGCAGGGAAGCAGGGCGCGCGGGCAGCAGGGCGCGCGGGCAGCAGGGCGCGGGGCGCGCAAGGCUGCAGGGCGCGCGGGGCGCGCGGGCCGCAUGGCGCGCGGGGCGCGGGGGAGCAGGGCGCGCGGGGCGGGCAGUGCAGCAGGGUGUGCGCGACGCACGGGGCAGCAGGGCAGUGGCACUCGAGGCGCGGGGCAGCCACACCUAA